AUGACCGUCGAGGCCGCUGCAUCUCCCAUUCCCAUCCCUGAUCUCACCAAGAUCACCACCGAGGCUUGUGCCGAGGCUCUCAAGAACAGCAAGGGCUACGAACACGAUGCCGUCGGCACAUGGAACACCGAGAUCAUUGUCAGUAUUCUGUCGCAACACAUGCGUAAAUUGCGAGCGCAAUCUCUAACAAUGUCCACGCAGAACACUGUCCUCAAAGCUUUGAUCUCCGCCACCACCCCCGAGGCCUCCAAGCCCCCUCCCUACCGCUUCACUGUCAACAGCACUAUUGUCCAGCAGGGUGUGAUCGACGAGUCUGCUGCCGCUGAGGGCGCGCUCAGCAACGCUGGCAAGCGCGGUAUGCACUCGGCCUCUGGUGCUUUCUGGGAUGUCAACAAGGAUGGCAUGUGGACUUUCAAGUACGAAGGUGCUGAGGACCGUGGCCUAGAUGUUGUUGUUUGCGUUACCUGGUUCUCCGUGGUAUAA
This is a messenger RNA of Penicillium nucicola, 483 nucleotides long. RefSeq names its product dynein light chain Tctex-type family protein. Gene Ontology annotation, cellular component: cytoplasmic dynein complex; cytoplasm. The transcript has 3 exons. NCBI's taxonomy places the organism in Eukaryota, Fungi, Ascomycota, Eurotiomycetes, Eurotiales, Aspergillaceae. Bases 1 to 483 code for a protein of 160 amino acids. Gene Ontology annotation, biological process: microtubule-based movement. Gene Ontology annotation, molecular function: dynein intermediate chain binding. The record is from RefSeq and is a predicted model, not a curated record.